Molecule: messenger RNA, 1200 nt
Organism: Cetraspora pellucida
Lineage: Eukaryota; Fungi; Glomeromycota; Glomeromycetes; Diversisporales; Gigasporaceae
Source: the annotation of a GenBank genome assembly
AUGUUAAUCCAUCAAUCAACCAAAUUUAUAAACAUUUCCUCAGUUAGAUUUUUAUCUACUACUUUACCUAAAGCAGUCAGUCUUGCCCGUCCUACUUCCCCUGAGUCGGCAAAAAGUACACCAUAUGAUAGUUCACAACAUCAAAAUAAAGAAGAAAAUUCAUUCCCUCUUUCACCAAAUUUCGGAAAAAAUCAACAUUUACCUAUUGAUGAUGAAUUUAAAGAAAGUUUAAAAAAAAUAUUAUUUAAUUUCAAUGCACCUAUAAGAUAUUCUUUUGCAUAUGGUAGUGGUGUGUUUCCACAAAAAGGUUAUGAAUUAGAGCCUAAACCGAUGGUGGAUUUUAUCUUUGCCGUUAGUCAUCCUCAACAUUGGCAUUCUUUAAAUUUAAAUAGACAUAGAAAUCAUUAUUCUUUUAUGGGAACACUUGGUAGCCGAGCUGUAUCAAUUUUACAAAAUGAUUUUGGAGCCGGUAUUUAUUUUAAUCCACAGGUGAAAAUGAAUGGAACGGAAAUUAAAUAUGGAGUAAUUUCAGUUGAUAAAUUAUGUAAGGAUCUCAUAGAUUGGGAAACACUUUAUGUUGCAGGAAGAAUGCACAAACCUGUAAAAAUAUUACAAGAUGAUGCACGUGUUCGUUUAUCUCAACAAGUAAAUUUGGCAAAUGCUUUGAGAACGGCUUUACUUAUGCUUCCAAAAGAUUUUUCGGAGGAACAACUUUACUCAACAAUUGCGGGAAUUUCUUAUGAAGGUGAUUUUCGUAAAUUUAUUGGAGAGAAUCCACAUAAAAUAAAAAACAUAGUUUCAAAACAGGCACAUACUUUUAAGAUAUUAUAUGAACCAUUGAUUGAAGGGUUUCCAAAUGUUUCAUUUGUAAACAAUGGUAAACUUCAGCAAGACGAUAAUCCCAAAGCUCGUGCACAUUUAUUGAGCAAGUUACCAAGAGUAUUAAGAAAUAAAAUCCGAGAACAAUAUGGAUUUCAUUUGAUUAGAAAAGGACAAACUUUACCAUCAGAUGAGAAGGAAGUUUACAGGGGUAUAGCAUCCUCAGAUGAAUAUGUGAAAUUUGUCAAGACUGGAUUGCGUGAAAUAAUUUUUCGACCAGCAGUUGUUCAAAGUAUUAAAGGUAUAUUAACAGCAGGAGUUAUUAAGAGUAGUAAAUAUACUGCAAAUAAAUUAGGAAAAUGGAUAUCGAGACCACAAUGA